Messenger RNA from Phytophthora nicotianae INRA-310, 1461 nucleotides. RefSeq lists its product as hypothetical. The record is from RefSeq and is a predicted model, not a curated record. The transcript is spliced from 2 exons. Bases 85 to 1347 code for a protein of 420 amino acids. Lineage: Eukaryota; Oomycota; Peronosporomycetes; Peronosporales; Peronosporaceae.
AACGUGACCUAUCAUGGGCCGGGAUAGACAGCUCUGCAUUAACGUCCCACAAAGCGACACUCUUUGUUACGUCACUAAAGCGUAAUGAGCUCAGCAGAGUUGCUCGACGGGCUUCUGGAUGCCCUCAUUCAAGCAACACCGUCUUUGUCUGGGGGUGUAGAGCUCCACAAUUCCCUUCAAGUUAAUUCUGACGCGUCUUCACCUCCCCCGCAAACCCACUCAAGCCAGCCAAAACCAAUGCUGGGGCCAGCGCCGCCAAAGCAGAAGAAGAAACGUGUGCGACGUGAAACUCGCGAGAUUAAGUACCUACGCGAGCAGGCCCGCAAACUCGAGCUCAGGCUGGAGCAGAUUCAGAAGCGAGUGCCUGCCAACCGCGACUCGAAUUCGAUCGUCUGUGCCAACUACAAAACGGCACGCCCGUCGGUGUGGGAGAGUAUCGCGGAGCGACAAUUAAAAGAAAGGCUUCAUGGUGAACUGAUGCAGAAGGAAUUAAGGGCCGCCUGCUCGGUGCAGGCUAAACUUGUGCAGGAGCUGAAGAAACAACUCAGACUAUGCGCAGAAGACAAGAAAUUAUCUGCACUGAUGAAACGCAAGUCCGCAAGGCUGUGGGAUCUACUGUCGGAUGAAAGCUCUGACAUAUAUGCGGAGCAACUCACUCAAGUGGCAAAAAUGUGUUUGCAGAUGCAACAACAGACCGCGCCGCCCAGGCAUGCUCUGCAACUCGCCAACGAUCUCACGCAAGGUGUUGACGUCUUGAAGAGAAACCCUACCAGUGCUGCAGGGGUUGUAUUCGAGAUGCGUUGUGGUACCUCGAUUCCUUUCGACGUCCACGUUGCAGGUAAUGCAUACUGGCGCUUGACUGCGCACGAAGCAUUCCACCGGCAAGGAUCUCUACAGCAGGACUUGGACGCAAAAGGAGAUGUUGCCUCGGCUUCAUUCAACUUGCAGGUGGCAUGUGAAGGGUUUACAGCAACUGUGCGUGGGAAACAAACUUGCAGGAGGUAUAUCAAUAACGACAGCGAGACAAUUGUGUGGACUGGGUAUGCUGACCCCAUCGAACUUAACGGCACCAAGUUCUCGGGAAUGCAGUGCAGAAAAACUGGUUGGAUAAAGCUUCAACGAGUAGCAGGGCAACCCGCAGGUGCAACUUGGGUUGAAAUGUAUUCCGAGAUGACUCCAUUGUUUAAAGAGGGGGUUGAAGACCAGAACUGGCAGAUCCACGCGCUCCUUGAUUCGAUGACCAAAGCACACAGCAAGACGAACGAAAUUUACUGCAGGAUGGUGCGCGAGCUUCUGUUGGAGGAAGACUGGAAAGCAGCAUACGGGAGUGAUGCGCAGGCCUUGUAGAGGCUAAGGAGAGUAAUUUUUUUUUUUCAUUUUCAUUUCAUAGAGAAUCACCUUUGGUUUUAGAUAACCUUAAAAAACGGUAAAAUACACUACAGUAUGCUGUAAAUAGCCCGA